This is a messenger RNA of Ipomoea triloba (trilobed morning glory), 766 nucleotides long. Its product is annotated as 40S ribosomal protein S13-like. Gene Ontology annotation, cellular component: nucleolus; cytosolic small ribosomal subunit; ribosome. Gene Ontology annotation, molecular function: small ribosomal subunit rRNA binding; structural constituent of ribosome. Gene Ontology annotation, biological process: translation. Bases 101 to 556 code for a protein of 151 amino acids. Lineage: Eukaryota; Viridiplantae; Streptophyta; Magnoliopsida; Solanales; Convolvulaceae. The record is from RefSeq and is a predicted model, not a curated record. The transcript is spliced from 5 exons.
UUUAUACAUAAACCGGAAAACGUUAGGCACGAAAGCUAGGGUUUGUCUCUGCGUAUCCAGUGGGAACUGAAGUUUGCAGAGCUCCGCCACCUCCGCCACCAUGGGUCGCAUGCACAGUCGCGGUAAGGGUAUUUCAUCUUCAGCUCUUCCAUACAAGCGAACCCCUCCCAGCUGGCUCAAGAUCUCUUCCGGAGAUGUCGAAGAUAACAUCUGUAAGUUCGCCAAGAGGGGUAUGACUCCUUCUCAGAUUGGUGUUAUUCUCCGGGAUUCGCACGGAAUUGCUCAGGUGAAGAGUGUCACUGGAAGCAAGAUUCUCCGUAUCCUCAAAGCUCAUGGGCUUGCUCCUGAGAUUCCAGAGGAUCUGUACCACCUUAUUAAGAAGGCUGUUGCCAUCAGGAAGCACUUGGAGAGGAACAGAAAAGACAAGGACUCCAAGUUCCGCUUGAUUCUUGUGGAGAGUAGGAUUCAUCGUCUUGCUCGCUACUACAAGAAGACCAAGAAGCUCCCUCCUGUCUGGAAAUACGAGUCCACCACUGCCAGCACUCUUGUGGCUUAGGCUAGGCUAGAGUGGAGUAGUUUCGAAUUAUGGAGAGCGUAAUAGAAGUGUUCUUUAUGGAGAAAUGUUUGUUAAACCAAAUUUUGUUAUUUGAUACAAUUAUGUUGUUGGACAAUUCAUAAUAGCUGUUUGGGAAUGUUGUUUUUCUCAAUGUUCUGCACUACAUAUUUCCCAUUACUCAUAUAUGGUGUUUGAUUGGUUUGUUAGAAA